UUUGUCCUUGGUAAGUUUAAGACAAAAUUUGAGAAUACACGAGCUAUAAAAGAUUUAAGCUGUGUCAGCUCUCAAAGGAAGAGCCACCUAGUGAAAGCUUUUGCCUGUUUACAGUAGAACCAACCACAAAUGCUGCUUAGAGAAACCAUUGACAAGACCAAGGUUUUAUUUCACAAAACCUUCAGAAAUGUGAAGUCCUUCUUGUGUGGAGGGUACCAGAGACUACCCACAUCUCUUUCCUUCAACCCUUUCACUUGCAGCAGCGGCUAUGGAAGAAACUACACUAGAGACCAAUUCUACAAUGAGUUCUACGAUCAUUUGCAGUCAGAUCUAAGUAUAAUCAAGAGGGUUAAUAGUGAUGUCUUAUCUGGGUCCAAAGAGCCACCAGAAGUGGAAGAUGCUUCUUGUACUGGAAGCUUCAUGAAAUUUUCCAAGCAAAGAGAGCAAACGAGCACACAUGAAGGCAGAGCGAAACACAAGAUAAAAGGAACCUAUCAAGUUGGGAAGAAGAAGGAAAAUUUAAGUCAUCAUCAACACAAGAAGAAUGGAGGAGCUCAUGUCUUGGCACAGAAGAUGAAGGAAUUGGAGAUGAUGGAUGCAGGUGAUGUUGAGCAAGUUCUAGACAUAGAGGAGGCACUCCACUAUUAUUCUCGUCUCACGAGUCCUGUUUACUUAGACAUUGUGGAUAAGUUUUUUGUGGACAUGCACUCAGAGUUCUCCGCUUCACAGCCCCCUGUCAGUAUCAAACCCUCCAAGGGAAGGCGUCGGUCGAUCAGGUUGUAGAUUUAGUUCACCAAAUUGCAAAGAAAGUUCAGGUGUAUACGGAAUCUUUUUGAUCUGUUUCUCUGAUUUGUGCUUCUUAUUCUUCUUUUCCAAGUGUUCUGCGUGGUUGACAGGUUUGCUUUCAGUUCUGGCUAUAUACAGAUUUUUUCUCUCUUGUGUCGGUUGACUGCAUGCUUGAAUCCAUCUUGUCCAUCCAACUACAAUAAAAUAUUCAUAUAAGCAUAUGGUAUCAGUUUUUCCCUCGGAUGAUUGGGUCUUAAUGGACUUCAUUUCUUGGUAAACAUUAAGGUAUCUGAAUCUUAAAAACUGAUACCAUUUGACCAAUCAGACCAUUAACCCAAUUCCCAGAGCCUUCCUCUGAAUUUAGAUCUAGAGCAUAUCCCUGUUUAUAACUAUAGAAAUGUGCAUUAGGUGCAAUUCUUUUUUUUUUUUUUUAUAUCAUAAACCAUAUGAUCUCUGAAGCCAAUAACUCCAACUAAUUCCAAUUGAGUUGGGUCGGGACUCAUUUGGGCAAAAGCUCUACUACCAAAUGCUGUAUUUUUAGGACUCAAUUGAAAUUUUUGAUUAAGUUGGUACGACUCCCUUACUAGUUGAAUUUUAAAACUUCUUUUGUGGAUUGUUUAGAUGAGAUUUGGACAAUCUAGACUUUUUUUAAUCAGAUUUGAGUAACUUUUUAUGUUGAAUGAUUCAAAAUAUAAACUAGUAUCAAUCUUAUACCUACCAAUUCAUGAAAAAAAAUUAAUAUUUCUUUAAAAAUGCAAAAAUAAUAUAAUGGGAUCCGGACCAUCCAAAUUUCAUGUAGAUGAUACAGAUAAGAUGUGCGCAUGCCAAAUUCAAACGCAUCUUCCCCUGCCAUUAAUUGCCAAUCAGCAUAGAGCAUUUCUCUUGUGCCAUAAAUUAGUAGUAUUGUGUACCAAAAUCUGACCCAAGGUGCUCAAAGUCCACAGCUAUUCCUAGGCUUUAGUGCUUUUGAUGCUGUAGAGGGUGAGACAUUUGUGCUAUCUCAUUUGAUCUUGAGAGUUACAGAAAUUCAGUAUCUAGAGAUGGGUCAGGAUCAUUAGUUCCAGCAAAAAUGGAGAAAACGGAGAAUUUGCAAUGUUGUGGAUCAAAAGAAAGGACAGAUUUCAAGACAUCAUUGAUGCAAGAAAAUGGAGGAUUUGCUGGGGGAAAAUCUACAGAGGCGGAAUCUGGAGAAAAUAUCCUAUCUCCGUCUUGCGUGACAAAUAACUUUUUAUGGUAAACUAAACCAAGAGGGAGAGGAAAGAGGCAUUACAAGUGGGGUGUUUCAAUAAUUGGAUUUGACAGCGACAUUCUCAAAGAGAGAGGAAAAAACUUGAUUAAUAGACUCCACUUUUGUUGUUACAUAUCAUGUAUACUUCAUGCACUUUUCUUUUUCAAUAUAUCUUUC
Molecule: messenger RNA, 2191 nt
Organism: Prosopis cineraria
Lineage: Eukaryota; Viridiplantae; Streptophyta; Magnoliopsida; Fabales; Fabaceae
Exons: 1
Coding region: 130-783 (217 amino acids)
Source: RefSeq, a predicted model, not a curated record